Messenger RNA from Fibroporia radiculosa, 2259 nucleotides. RefSeq lists its product as uncharacterized. Bases 1 to 2259 code for a protein of 752 amino acids. Gene Ontology annotation, cellular component: mitochondrial matrix; cytoplasm. The transcript has 20 exons. NCBI's taxonomy places the organism in Eukaryota, Fungi, Basidiomycota, Agaricomycetes, Polyporales, Fibroporiaceae. Gene Ontology annotation, molecular function: ATP binding; ATP hydrolysis activity. The record is from RefSeq and is a predicted model, not a curated record. Gene Ontology annotation, biological process: cellular response to heat.
AUGCAACCGCAGCACCAGAAGGGAGACGCGCUGAAGGAAUACAGUGUAGACCUUACGGAGCUCGCGAAGAACGGCAAAUUAGAUCCAACCAUUGGAAGGGACGAGGGAGAACCAUUCAAAGUAUCUUCCACAUAUACCCGUAAGAACAAAAUCAAACCCGGUGGACCCCCCGGUGUUGGAAAGACUGCGAUUCUCGAGGGCCUCGCCAGUCGGAUAGUAGCCAAAGAAGUGCCUGAGUCACUCCAAAGCAGGCGUGUGCUUUCAAUAGACUUGGCAGCCAUUAUGGCCGGUUCUGGAAUCCGUGGACAAUUUGAGGAAAAGUUCAAGGCGCUUAUACGAGACAUUGAAGAUCAGGCGGGAGAAGUGAUAUGCUUCAUUGACGAAGUCCACACACUUUUCAAUCUGGGCAAGGCGGAAGGCAGCAUCGACGCGGGACAGAUGAUUAAGCCAGCUUUAGCGCGAGGACUACAACUCGUGGGCGCGACAACUCCCGACGAAUAUCGCAAGACAAUUGGCAAGGAUGCAGCUCUUGAGAGACGAUUUCAACCUGUACAGAUUGACGAGCCAUCCGUUGAAGCCACCAUCUCUAUCCUCCGGGGCCUCAAGUCGCGCUACGAGGUGCACCAUGGUGUCGGCAUCUCUGACGGGUCACUCGUUACUGGCAAAUAUAUCUCGGAUCGGUUCCUACCUGACAAAGCGAUUGACCUGGUGGACGAAGCAGCAUCAGCGCUGCGGUUGGCGCAAGAGUCGAAACCAGACGAACUGGAGGCGCUCGAUCGGGAGCUAACCACGCUCGAAAUUGAACGCGAAAGUCUACGGAACGAAUCGGACGUGUUCAGCGUCGAGCGACGGACGAAGGUGGAGGAGUCACUGAAGGAGAAACGCGCAGAGGCAGAGCGAUUGACGGGGAUUUGGCAGGCCGAGCGCGCACGGUUGCAGCGCAUCAAAAAUGUGAAGCAGCGCUUGGAAGACGCAAAGCACGAGUUGGAGGUCGCCCAACGGCAGGGCCAAUACGAGCGCGCAUCGCAGCUGCGCUUUGCGACGAUUCCCGAGCUGGAGCGACAGCUGCCUUCAGAGACAGAACGGAUGGACGGAGAAGCCGAGGGGCCUAUGCCGAUGCUGCACGAUCGCGUCACGUCCGACGACAUCGCGCGAGUCGUUGCAAAGUCUACCGGUAUCCCAGUGCAGAACUUACUCAAGGGCGAAAGGGAUAAGCUCGUCCAUAUGGACGACACGCUCCGGCAACGGGUAGUUGGCCAGGAUCAUAUCGUGUCCGCCGUCAGCGAUGCUGUUCGAAUCUCCAGAGCUGGUCUCCAGGCUCCAAAUAGGCCGGUCGCCUCUUUCCUGUUCCUGGGACCUACCGGUGUGGGGAAGACAGAACUGUGUAAGGCGCUAGCUGCGUUUUUGUUCAAUGAUGAACAGCGAGGCCUGAUCAAUAUCAAUAUGUCCGAGUACCAUGACCGGCAUACAAUGUCCCGUUUGAUUGGUGCUGCACCAGGAUAUGUUGGGUUUGAGGAAGGAGGUCAGCUAACAGAAGCUGUCCGUCGGAAACCGUAUGCUGUGAUUCUGCUCGAUGAGCUGGAGAAAGCACACAAGGUUGUUUCAGGAAAACUUGUAGCAAUACAACUUCCGCUAACAUACUCGACGAAGGCAGCAUCACUGAUUCUCAAGGCAAGCUUUAAUCUAUCUAGCACAUGGAUACACUUAUUGACGCUCGCCAUAGGACGCAAGGUUGAUUUCAAGAAUACAAUAAUCUGCCUGACGAGCAAUCUAGGUAGCGAUAUCCUUGCGCAUAGCUCUGCGUCCGACAGCAAUGGUGUGGUAACACCUCAGGCACGCGAUGAAGUCCUGGAGCGUACCUCUGAAUACUUCCCGCCGGAGUUGUUGAACCGUUUGGAUUCAAUGCUGGUCUUCAACAAGCUGUCUCGAGACUCGAUUCUCAAAGUGGUCGCGCUGCGCCUGGAUGAUGUUGCUUCCCGACUCAAGAACCGCAGGAUUUCUCUGGACGUGGACGCACAGGCUCGUCAGUGGUUAGCGGAGCAAGGAUACUCAGAUAUUUACGGUGCUCGCGCUAUUGCGAGAGUUGUGCGAACGAAGGUGCUCUUCCCUCUCGCACAGAAAAUGCUUUCUGGAACCAUCAGGGAUGGUGACGUAGUCAUGGUCCGUACCAGUGGUGAUGGAAAGUCUCUGGACAUCAAGGAUAAUCACCUUCCUGAUGCUGCCAAUCCGAAUAUCGCACCCGCGGCCCAUGAAGCGUGA